Molecule: messenger RNA, 984 nt
Organism: Petromyzon marinus (sea lamprey)
Lineage: Eukaryota; Metazoa; Chordata; Hyperoartia; Petromyzontiformes; Petromyzontidae
Source: RefSeq, a predicted model, not a curated record
AUGAGCUGGGGCUACCUCACACAUCUGCUGGAGGAGGUUCAUCGGCACUCCACCUUCCUGAGCAAGCUGUGGAUCACCACCUUCGUCAUCUUUCGCGUCGUUCUCACGACGGUCGCCGGCGAGUCCAUCUACUACGACGAGCAGGGCCGCUUCUCGUGCAACACGGCGCAGCCCGGUUGCGAGAACGUCUGCUACGACAGCUUCGCCCCGCUCUCCCACGUCCGCUUCUGGGUGUUCCAGAUCAUCGCGGUCGCCACGCCCACCAUCCUGUACCUCGGCUUCGCAGUGCAUCGCAUCACCAGGAUCGAGUACAAGCGAGACGAACAAACCAAGCGAGCCAAGCGAACCGGCAGCCCCGACCGCGUGAUUGAAUGCACGGAGAAAGAGGAGGAGGUGGAGGUGGAAGAGGAGGUGGAGGAGGAGGGUGAAGAAGACGGCGAGGGGAAGCAGCACAACGAGCGGUGGAGGAUCAAGACGGACGGCCUGAUGGUGGCCUACACCCUCCAGCUGCUGGCCCGCACGCUGGCCGAGGUUGGCUUCCUGGUGGGGCAGUACCUGAUGUACGGCGUGGAGGUGGCCCCGCGCUUCAAGUGCGUCCGUGACCCCUGCCCGAAUAGCGUCGACUGCUUUGUGUCGCGCCCCACAGAGAAGACCGUCUUCCUUCUGGUCAUGUACGCAGUCGCCGGUCUCAGCCUCCUGCUCGAACUGUCCGAGAUUGCCUACCUGGGGCUGGGCACCAUCCACGACUCGCUGAGCGGGAGGCACCGGCCACGGAGCAGGGUGGCAGAUGCCGUCGAGCCGGAGUCCACGGCGGGUCCCAGAGCGACGUCACCAUCGGAAUUGUGGCAGCUCCGUGACGAGUUGAAGGAGCUUCAGACGGAGCUGGGGGCGACGCCGAGGGCCCACCAGGAGCCCCCCGAGCAGGCCGCUGGCGGCGCCUCCCACGGCGUGGACGCGCCCCAUGACCUGCACGUCUUGAUUUAG